Scomber japonicus (chub mackerel) is the source of this 888-nucleotide messenger RNA. RefSeq names its product meteorin-like protein. The record is from RefSeq and is a predicted model, not a curated record. Gene Ontology annotation, molecular function: hormone activity. Lineage: Eukaryota; Metazoa; Chordata; Actinopteri; Scombriformes; Scombridae. Bases 1 to 888 code for a protein of 295 amino acids. The transcript has 4 exons.
AUGUUGCCAAAUGUGAUUGUUUUGAUGUAUAUUCUGGCUCUGCAGUUACGGCACUGUGCAGCUGAUCUGUGCAACUGGAGUGGAAGCGGUUUUGCAGCUGGUGUGGACUCCAGGAUUGUACUCCAGGUGCGGCUUCGCUGUACAGAGGGCUGGGUGAGGUGGGUUUACCCGAGCCAGGCUGUCAGGGUGGUCCUGGAGCCUAACCUGUCUUCCGCCCGGCGCACCAUCGUCUGCAUCAAACUGUCUCCGUCUUUCCGCGGAGCCAGCGUGUUCAUUGAACGGACUGGGAAACUGGAGCUGCUGGUGACAGACGGCGGGCGUCCUGAGCAGGUGUUCUGUUUCCGGGCAGAUGGGCCUCAGAGGCCCGCUAUCUACCUUCAGGCCAGCCCGCAGAGAGAUGGAGCCUGGAGCCGACGCGCAAUGGGCUUCAGAUAUGAACUGCUGGGCAACAGGAGCGCUGCACUCAACCUGGGCCACAGCGGGCUGCAGACUUCAUGCCAGCCCUGUAAUGACACAGAACUUCUUAUGGCCAUCUGCAACAGUGAUUUUGUUGUCCGAGGAUACAUCAAGAAUGUGUCCCACCACCCUGAACAUCAGGCAACCCUUGUGGCGGUGUCAGCCUUGAGGGUGUACUGGCAGCGCAGUGGAGUGUUCAAGCAGCAAGUGGCUACCUCUGGGUCAUCUGGGUCAGUCACAUCUUGGCAUGGACACAUCAACACACUCCUGCAGUGCCAUGUGAAGCCUGGGGAUGGAGAGUUUCUUUUCACGGGGUCAGAACACUUUGGGGAAGCUUGGUUAGGGUGUGCCCCGCGCUACAAAGACUUCCUGUCUGUCUACCGGACUGCCCGUGCGUCACGUCGGAAUUCCUGCGACUUCCCUUUAGACUGA